This is a messenger RNA of Cuculus canorus (common cuckoo), 2770 nucleotides long. Its product is annotated as acyl-CoA (8-3)-desaturase. The record is from RefSeq and is a predicted model, not a curated record. Lineage: Eukaryota; Metazoa; Chordata; Aves; Cuculiformes; Cuculidae. Gene Ontology annotation, biological process: lipid metabolic process. Gene Ontology annotation, molecular function: oxidoreductase activity, acting on paired donors, with oxidation of a pair of donors resulting in the reduction of molecular oxygen to two molecules of water. Bases 28 to 1395 code for a protein of 455 amino acids. Gene Ontology annotation, cellular component: membrane. The transcript is spliced from 12 exons.
UGGGGUGCUGGGAAGCAGGAGGGCAGGAUGGCACCGCCGCAAGGGGUUGGGGAGGUGGGCGAGGAGCAGGAUGGGGACCCCGCUGCGAGCCCGGCGCUGCGGCGCUUCACCUGGAAGGAGAUCGAGGAGAGGAACGGGAAGGGGCCACGACCCCAGGAGUGCUGGUUGGUGAUCGAGAGGAAGGUGUACGACAUCAGCCACUUCUGCAGGAGGCACCCGGGAGGGGCUCGGCUCAUCGUCAGCCACGCCGGGCAGGACGCCACGGAUGCCUUUGUAGCAUUCCAUGUCGACAAGGCGCUGGUGAACAAGUACUUGAAACCACUGCAGAUUGGGGAGCUGUCACCAGAUCAACCUAGUAUUGAGCCCACUAAAAACAAAAUGCUGGUGGAAGACUUCCGUGAAUUGCGCACUACUGUUGAGAAAAUGGGACUUCUGAAGCCAAAUCAACUCUUCUUCUUCCUGCACCUCGCUCACAUCCUCCUGUUGGAUAUCGCUGCUUGGCUCAUUCUUUUCUACUUUGGAACAUCCUUAAUGCCCUUUAUUGUCUCUCUGUUGGUGCUGACCAUUUCCCAGGUCCAGGCUUCGUGGUUACAACAUGAUUUGGGACAUCUUUCAGUAUUCAAGAAGAUCAAGUGGAACCACUUGCUGCAUAAGUUUGUGAUGUGCCAUUUGAUUGGGGCAUCAGCCAAAUGGUGGACUCUUCUGCACUCCCAGCACCAUGCCAAACCCAACUGCUUCCAGAAAGACCCUGAUAUUGAUAUGCAUCCUUUCUUGUUCACUUUGGGGAAGAAAUUCUCAGUGGAGCUUGGGAUCAAAAAGACAAAAUAUAUGCCGUACAAUCACCAGCACAAAUACUUCUUCAUCACUCUUCCUCCAUUCCUGUUUCCCACCUACUUCCACUGCCACACUUUUUAUAUUGCAUACACAAAAAGGUAUUGGGGGGACUUGGCCUGGAUGCUGACCUUCUAUAUCAGAUUCUUUUUUACUUAUGGAGCAUUACUAGAAACAAAGAGUCUCCUGGCGUAUUAUUUUAUAUUCAGAAUGCUGGAGAGCAGCUGGUUUGUUUGGGUGUCACAGAUGAAUCAUAUCCCUAUGGAUAUUGACUAUGACAAAAAUUUGGACUGGAUGUCUACUCAGCUCAAGGCAACAUGCAACGUUGAGCAGUCUCUGUUCAAUGACUGGUUUACUGGGCAUCUGAACUUCCAGAUUGAACAUCAUCUAUUCCCUACAAUGCCAAGACACAACUACUGGAAGGUGGCUCCUCUGGUGAAGUCCUUGUGCGCCAAGCAUGGCAUUGAGUACCAAUGCAAGCCGUUGCUUACAGCUUUUGCAGACAUUGUACACUCUCUGAAGAGUUCAGGAGAGCUCUGGCUUGAUGCCUACCUACACAAAUAAGAAGAUGUGAAUGAUGGUACCAUUCACAGCCUGCCAUGUCUUUGCGUGCCCAGCAGGCUGAAGAGCAGAGACCACGAGGGACUCUGGCAGAAGACAAUGUAUGAGAACUGAAGUGUGUCUCCAAUAGAUAUGAAGUUACCUGCAUUUUUCACUUUUGGUCUUUCCUGGUGUUUUCGUUCAGAUAUGCUAAGAAUGAAUAGGGCGAGCAGAAGAUGAAUAGUUUGAACAUGGAGAAAGUCUGUGUAAAUUGUAUCUGAAUAAAUAUGGCCAAGAGGAUUUCUGAGCUUGAGUAUGUAUUCAAGUUGGACUGUGGACUGGUGCAGCUGCACAUGCCUAUCUUCAUGUUGGACUAUUUAUUUAGGUGCUCCUCAUUUGGAGGGUUUAAUGCCUAAUAUAAUGUUUGCUUACUUGAAGUAAUUUGAAAUUGUACAGGAUUGUAAAUUAACACAGUGUUCCAGCACUGUCCUUAAGUCAUAAUAAAUUAUAAUAAACUACAUAUCAAACAGUACAGCAAUCGCAAUAUACAGUUCAAUAACAAAACAAAUGUGUUUCCCAUUGCCGUUCCUCACUGUCACAAUGCCAGGCAGCCCCAGUUGUCAGUAAGAAACACAUGGGUUGAAACCAGCUUUUGAAGCCUGGUGCUCUCAUCAAAGUUUCCUUAUUCACUGUUUGGUUUAAUUGUACUUUGUGUUGGGCUGAGCCCCAUGCUGAUCUGGUGGAGUUGUUCAGAACCAUGAAGGAGCCACUAUUGAGUCUAUACCCUGAAGAUACUGUUCAACUACCCUGUGCAGCACAGAAAUGUAGAUGGAUACUCGUCCUUGCCAUUUAGAUGGCUCUGAGUGAUGCUGGAACACACCAAAAGGUACUUGCAAAGCUAUGGGGGCCCUCAUAGACCACUGCAGGUCAAUUAACUCUAGAGUUAGUGUUGAGAUAAGGAUUAGAAUAACAGCUAUGUUUAGGGUAGGAGUCCAGAGUUAGCAUGAGAUACAGAGUUAGAUAGAGCCCAGGUCCAAACAGAGACCUGUCAACUAGGGCUCCCAUGCAGAAGAGGCUGUGAAGGUAUAAAGUAACAGUCAAAAAGCUUUUGAAGCAGAUCCAAAAGCGGCUGCCUCCUGGUGUGAUACGUGGGCCAAUACAGGGGACUCCAGCACACAGUGAUGGAGGAGGAAGGAUAAGCACUCCCACUGCUGUCUAGGGAAUGAAUUAAGAGUUAUGGGUUAUAAAUAAUGAAGUCUUAUGACCUAAGUGGGGAAUAAAUAAAUUUACCUGAUGGACUAGUCUAGCAACAGGAGAUUGAGUCCCAGUUUGUUGUAUUUUUUUUGUUAUAUUUCUUAAUAAGCUCAUGAAAUAAAGUUUAAAUCACAGAGUACAUUGU